Molecule: messenger RNA, 522 nt
Organism: Pocillopora meandrina
Lineage: Eukaryota; Metazoa; Cnidaria; Anthozoa; Scleractinia; Pocilloporidae
Source: the annotation of a GenBank genome assembly
AUGAAGACCUUGCACUUUUCAAGCGCAUUUCUAGAUGAUAAUGACUGGCAUCGGUUGUGCAUUACUUGGAACGGUGUUACUGGCGUGACUAAGGUGUACGUUGAUGGUGUUCAAAAUGAAAGUGCUGAAUUUGGCAAAUACGCCGUAGGGGGAUUAAUAAAGGAUUCGUUACCGGGAGGUGGAACUUUAGAAGUUUUAGCUGUUUACAGCCAGGUAGUCUAUGUGUCUGAAUUGAACCUGUGGGAUAAAGUUCUCUCUGCAGUAGAAAUUUCUGAGUCGUCAAAACUCUGUUUUGGGAAGCAGGGAAAUGUGAAGAAAUGGUCUGAUUUUUAGCCUGGCUUUAGCAAGGACAAAUCUCGGUACGAAGCGCCUUCCCAGUGCAAAUCUCCUAAUGGCAGCAGUGAGGAAAUGAUGGAAGAGGGCCUUGUGGUCUCAGAAAAGAAACCAUUUCCCCUUAAUGCAAAGAAAAGAAGAGCUUUCAAAUACACAAGAAAGGUACAAAGAAAAAAUCCCACCCAGUAG